This is a messenger RNA of Henningerozyma blattae CBS 6284, 2859 nucleotides long. RefSeq names its product glycosyltransferase family 8 protein. Gene Ontology annotation, cellular component: cytoplasm. The record is from RefSeq and is a predicted model, not a curated record. Gene Ontology annotation, molecular function: glycosyltransferase activity. NCBI's taxonomy places the organism in Eukaryota, Fungi, Ascomycota, Saccharomycetes, Saccharomycetales, Saccharomycetaceae. The transcript has a single exon. Bases 1 to 2859 code for a protein of 952 amino acids.
AUGUCUGACAAUAAGAAGGCUAUUGUUUCUCUAUUGUAUUCUGCAGACUAUUUACCAGGUGUUUUCACUUUAGGGUAUCAAUUGAAUUUCUUAUUGAAUCAAUGUCAUCCCGAUUUUAAAAGACAAGUUACUUUAGUGUUGAUGGUAACAAAAUCAGUAUAUGAAAAUGAUUUAUCGCAAUAUACAAGAGACAUUUUGGAUUCCCUAUAUACACAAAUCAUAAAGAUUGAUCCUUUAAAAUUCCAAGAUUAUGCAAUGGUUAAGAAUGCCCAGAAUUUAAACCUAAUUAAUAGACCAGAAUUAUCAUAUGCUUUAAUCAAGAUUAAAAUUUGGAAUUUGAUCCAAUUCGAUAGUGUUAUUUAUAUGGAUGCUGAUACUUUGCCCUUAACCGCCGACUUUUUUUCCAUUUUCAAUUUCACUCAAAACCAAAAUGAAUGGGAAAUUGCUGCUUCUCCAGAUAUUGGCUGGCCUGAUAUGUUCAACUCCGGUAUAUUUGCAUUAAAACCAAAUUUAAAAGUUUCUCAAGAGUUAUCCAUCUUUGCAUUCCAUAAUACAUCUAUUGAUGGUGCUGAUCAAGGUAUCUUAAAUCAAUUCUUUAAUCCAAUUUGCAAGUCAUCAAAAGGCAACUCUAAUCCUCAAACUAAUUGGAUUAAUAUACCUUUCUUAUAUAAUAUGACCAUUCCAAAUUCAGGCUAUCAAUAUACACCUGCUUUAAAUUAUUUCGAAAAUGAUAUUAAAUUGGUUCAUUUCAUUGGUAGUAACAAGCCUUGGAAAAACUGGUCUCCUCAAUCAAAUUCGAAUGAUAAUAAAUUCAUCAAGACUUGGAAUGAUAUUUAUUAUGAUUUCCAAUUAUCAAAAGGUUUAAUCAAAAAUUUACAAAAUUUAAACAUUCAAACUUAUAUAUCUCCAAAUGAUAUUCCUGCUACAGAGAUCUUUAAUCCAAAUAUCAAUUAUACUGAACAAUUUGAGUCUGUAUCAUCUUCUAUGGUUCCACAACAAACUACACUACCUUCUAAUAAUAAUAGUGAUAUCUUCCAACAACAACAGCAACCUCAACCAUCACAGAACAAUUAUCCUACUAAGCCAGUCAUAGAAAUCAAGAUCGAAACUCCAAUGACUUCAGUACCGGAAAUUACUGACGAGGAAAUAGAAAGAAAUAAUUAUGGUGAUUCAUUAUAUUCCUUUGUUAAAUCUGUGUAUCAAGAAAAUAAUUACAAUCCAGAUGCCUCUGUAAAGAGAUAUUGGGGUCAAGAAAAUAAUACUUUGGCAAAUCCAAAACUAUCAUUAUUCUCAUCACACCCAUUUGAUUCUUCUUGGAAAGCUCCAUUAGAGAACCAUCAUAUCGAAGAAGAACAACUACAACCACAACCACAGCAUAAUAAACCAUCUAAUAGUAAUGUUCCAUACGGUGUUCUACCAACUCCUAAUGAAUUAGCUUCUGCAUUAGAUCAUGAACAAUUGAAUGAAGUGUCAAAGAGACAUAUCUUUUCAUGGGAAACCACUGAUUACUUGUCAAAUGUGGAAAGAUAUUUCCCUGAUUCAAAUGAUUUUACUGAAACUCAAGAUCAAUAUUCUCCCCAGCUUCAAAAGAAGGAACCAAGACCUUGGGAGCCAAAGUCGAUUGAUAAACCAACCAGAGUAUUCCCUGGUGAUGAAAAGUUUAUUAAUCCAGAGAAGAUUCCAAACGAAAUGAUUAAGUCUAACGCAAAUUUAGAAGCACAAAACUUGAGAAAAGAUUCUAUUGCCGGCUUUAGAGAAAGUGCUCCACCUCCACAUUUACUUGGAGAAAAAGCGAAUGACAAAGAAGAAGAAGAAGAAGAUAAUUCACAUUUCGAAGAAACUGUUUCAGCUCCAAAGAAUGUAUUUUAUCCACAUGGCAAUCCAAAGAACAAGAAAACUCCAAAAAAGGGAAAAAAAGUAGUAAUAGUUGAGAAUAAACUUCAAGAUGAUAAUUCUGUAAUUUCAUCUCUUCCUUUGAAGCAUCAUUCUCAUACUCGUCAACUUUCAUCUAGAUUACCAUUAAAGAAGAAGCAUAGUAUAAAAGAAUCAUCUAGUGCCUUAUCUAGAUCAUUAGAAAGGCAAGCCCAAGAAACUUCUAAAAAACAAAUACAAGAGCCUACUUCCAAAAAGCAAGUUCAUGAACAUUCUUCCAAAAAACAAAGCCCCUCCCCAUCAUCGAAACCAAAUAAAGAGUCAUCUCCACCAUCAACCAAAGAAUUGCCUCACCCCCAUCACCACCAUAAUCAUCACCAUGGCAACCACUCUAAACAUCACAAACCUCAAAAAGCACAUAUAGAUAAGAAUGAUAAAGAGAAUAUUUCUGCAAUUCCUAGUAAAAAGACUAGUAAUGAUGAUAUCGAAGAGAAAAAACCUGAAGUCAGCCAUAAUGAUUCACCAGUACAAAACUCAAAGCAUAAACAUCACCAUAACCAUAAAUAUACAAAGGCAUCUGAAAAACCUCAUGAUCACGCAAAAGAUCACGCUGAUGGUUUGACCAAGGAAGCAGUAGAUGAUAAUGAUAAACACAAGAAUGAGCACCAUAAAACAAAACAUCAUCACAAGCAUGGUAAGAGGCAUGGUAAGCAACACUCUGUUGAGAACGAAAAGAAGCAAGCUGUAAAUACACAUACAAGAAAAAAAUCUAUAAUUCUAGAACGUGUUGAUAAACAAUUGCACACACCUAUUCCAAGUAAGAAAUGCUUAAAUGAAUUAGAUCUAAACCAAUGGGACGAUAAUAGAAUCCAUAAGACUUCUUCUAAAGUGGAUGCCAAGAAAGAGCGCAUCCCAACAGUAGUUGGUUUUGAGAACACUGAAUAUUUAUCCAAAGUAACAAGAGUUUUCCCUGAUUCUGAUGAUUAA